Polyodon spathula (Mississippi paddlefish) is the source of this 1882-nucleotide messenger RNA. Its product is annotated as Krueppel-like factor 9. The coding region runs from base 155 to 883 and encodes 242 amino acids. Gene Ontology annotation, molecular function: DNA-binding transcription factor activity, RNA polymerase II-specific; RNA polymerase II cis-regulatory region sequence-specific DNA binding. The transcript has 2 exons. Gene Ontology annotation, biological process: regulation of transcription by RNA polymerase II. Lineage: Eukaryota; Metazoa; Chordata; Actinopteri; Acipenseriformes; Polyodontidae. The record is from RefSeq and is a predicted model, not a curated record.
UUUUCAGUCGACACAAAGAAAAACUGCCCUUCUUAGCUCAACAGCUACUGGUUUCGGGUUUAAUCUAAAGCAGAGAGCGAGAGACAUACACAGCACCUCCAUAGAUAUACAUACAAAUAUAUUUAAAAAGGUGUUUGGUGGAAGUCCGGGAAUAAUGUCUGCUUUCGCGUACUCUGAUUAUUUAGCCGCGGAGUGCCUGGUCUCUAUAUCCAGCGGCGCUGUGGUGCAUACCCCCUCUCCCGGUACCAGCCACCGCCAACAGACAGAGCUCGAAAGUUCAAGCGAGGACAAAGAAGUUAGAGACACGCUGAAAGAAGGAGCCAGCAUGCUCGCCGUGGCCGGGAUCUUAACCGACCUCCACAGCAAGUUCCGACCCAUGUCUGCCUUCUCGGAGAGCAGUAACUCGUCGCUGGGGGACCCGGACGCUUUUUCCUGUGGGGAGAGCGGAUACACCACGCUGUCUGAUUCCACUACCCCGACCCCCACCCCGACCCCUGGCCAAAGGGGAGAGGGGCGAUCAGAUACGAAAUCGCCAAUGAAACGACACCAGUGCACCUUUGACGGAUGUGACAAGAUCUACGGCAAAUCGUCUCACCUGAAAGCGCACAUCAGGACACACACAGGAGAGCGCCCUUUCCCAUGCACCUGGCCGGCCUGUGCCAAGAAGUUUGCCCGUUCGGACGAGCUUGCCCGACACACGCGCACCCACACCGGGGAGAAGAAGUUCCCGUGCCCGCUGUGCGAGAAACGCUUCAUGCGGAGCGACCACCUGAUCAAGCACGCCCGCCGCCACCCCCACUUCCACCCCAGCAUGAUCCCCCGGGCCGGCAGCCGCAGCAUGUCCCCCACGGGCUCCCUGCCCAGCCCCACCGCCUUCCUGUAGGCAGGACCCAGCCCCCCACAAAGCAAACUAGAGCCCUUCAAGAACAUCACCCAUGGUCCACCUGGAAAACAAAUUUUAAAAGAAGCAGCAGCGUGUUUGAAAUGCAUUUCCUCCCUUUUGAGCAAUACUGCGUGUGUGGGGCGGGGUGUCUGGUGAAACCCCUGUAAAGUUUAUUAGCAAAACCCCUUUCUUAUCCUCGGUAUGUGGAUGUACUAGAGAACUGGAUGUGAAUCUAGGUGGUGUUCAUCUAGCUCAAGCUCUGGUAGCAGGCGCUCCCUCCUGCGCCUCCUCUUAGAUUGGCAGGGUUUGGUUGACUAGAGCUUGCUGGUUUGUGUUGUCCAAUCCGAUUCAAACAGAGAGCUGCAAUCUUUGUACUUGAUCUAAAACCGCUUGUAAAUAUGAAUGCAGGGCUCUCUCGCACCCUGGGGCCUCUGUGGGACUCCACAGUAUAGAAAUCUGGUGUGCACGCAAAGGAAGUCCAUUCUGAUUGCAUCCUGAAUAACUGACACACAUUCACCCUCGGCCUCUCCGCUCCCAAUUUGGUUGAAAUGUUUUUCUGCAUGCGAGAAAGUAGUUUUAAAAUUGGAAAAAAGGAAGCAGCGGUGUCUUUCAACCUCAGGCACUGUGCUGGCUUUUGUUAAAUUUGUAGUUGAAUUAUUGGCAGUGGCUUAUCCCCACUCUCUCGUGGGAUAAACGUCUCUGAGACUGGUAGAGUUCCAGCCCUCUGGUCAAGCUAUUGGGUCUUUCCAGAUCAGAGGGUUGUGGGGGUGGGGGUGGCCCUGCAUUCUUUUCAACAGAAACUGAGCCUUGAGUGAGGCUGUGCAGUAAGCCUGAGUGAGGGGCUGGUCCAUUUCGAACCAAACAGCCUUUUAGAAGCAAAUAAACUAAACUAAUAAUUCCAGCUUUCCUGAGGCCCUUUCAAAAAAAGAAGAGAGAAUGAACGGCUAUUCAAAUAGAAAUAAGUGAACCUGUUCAUCCAGCCACCUUUUUGACAAGAUU